AUGAAAACUCUGAUACGAAUUCAAUUUCUCAAAAUUUCAACAAAUUUACUCAAAUCUCAGGACACUAUGAUAACUCCGAAAAGGCCAAAUCACAGAGAUUUAAUUCAAAAGAAUGAUGAUGAUGAUGAUGAGGUUCAAAAAUCUAACAAAAAUGAAAACUUCAUAUUCAGCAAAAUGGUAUUAUCUCACAGAAAUAUGGUCAAGAUUAUGAUCAAGUCUAUGAAACAAAAUUAA
Molecule: messenger RNA, 234 nt
Organism: Clunio marinus
Lineage: Eukaryota; Metazoa; Arthropoda; Insecta; Diptera; Chironomidae
Source: the annotation of a GenBank genome assembly